Entamoeba nuttalli P19 is the source of this 1506-nucleotide messenger RNA. RefSeq names its product calponin homology (ch) domain containing protein. The transcript has a single exon. Gene Ontology annotation, molecular function: protein binding. The record is from RefSeq and is a predicted model, not a curated record. Bases 1 to 1506 code for a protein of 501 amino acids. Lineage: Eukaryota; Evosea; Mastigamoebida; Endamoebidae.
AUGAAUAAAACAGCUGGAUUGUUACAAUGGUGUCAAAGAUCUACUAGUGGUUAUGAAGGUGUUGAUGUAAAAAAUUUUACAACAUCAUGGAAAGAUGGAAAAGCAUUUUGUGCUCUUGUUCAUCACUUUAAACCAGAACUUAUUAAUUUUGAAAAGUGUAAAACACAAACCCAACAAGAAAAUUUAGAAAUGGCUUUUGCUGCAGCUGAAAAAGCUGGUGCUCCAAGGAUGAUGGAUGUUGAAGAUUUUGAUAUGGAUGUCCCAGAUAAGUUAAGUGUUAUUACAUGUAUUGGUGUAUUACAACAAUACUUAGAUACUACUCCAUCUACAGAACAACCACAUCCUGCUAAAGAACAAAAAGAAAAAGUACAAUAUACUCUCUACUCAUCUGCAACUCAUUCUCCUCCUGUUAAAUCAAAAUCACCAUCUAUUUCAAAUGAUAUUCAAAACCAUUCUGUACCUCAAAGAAGAUCAACAGUUGCAUCUACUUCUGAUGCUGCAAAAAAAGCACAACUUAGUCUUUGUUCUUCUUGUGGAAAACCUAUCAUUGGUAGUGUUGCAUUAGAAGUUAAAGGGAAAAAAUAUCAUAAACAAUGUUUCUUCUGUUCUAGAUGCAAAAAUGUAUUAGAUGAAAAGUCUUUUGUAUCUAUUGAUGAUGCAAAUUAUUGUCUUGUAUGUGGUAAACAAGUCUUUUUUGAAAACAAAAAGAAAAAAGAAGAAGAAAAAAUGAGUAGUAGUGAACAUCCUUUGAAUUCAACUCAUGACCAAAUACAGUCAACUCCAAGUGCCAAUAAUCCAAUUUCAUCUCCAACUAAUGAUUUAGAAAUUAAAAAAGAAAAGAAACCUGUUCAAUCUUCUGGUAAUUGGAGACAGAAGAGUGAAGAAGCAAAGAAAUUACAACAAGAGAAGGAAGAAAAAGAAAGAAAAUUAAAAGAAGAAAAAAUUAAAAAAAUGAUGGCAUUAAGAAAAUCAGCUCAGUCUCAAAGUCCUGAUAUUUCUGUUCUCAACCAAACAUCUUCUAACAAUAGUACUUCACCUGUUCCUGAACGUCAAACAACAACUAAUAAUCUUACUACUUCAUCGAUAAAAAUUAGAAAUGGAGGUAAUGAGGAAGAUGUAGUAAAAAGUAAUGACAAUGUACCAAAAAUUGGAUUAAGAACAAGUAUUGGAAAAACAACAAUUCUUGAACGUAAAUCUUUUGAAAAUCAAAAUUCAUACAGAAAUUCUCUUACUAAACCAUCAAAUGAUAAUUCACCUUCACCAUCAUCAUCUCCUAAUUUCAUUGAUCCAAAUGAUGAUGAGUGGGUUUCUGGAAAUACAAUUAAAAGAAGAUCAGAAUCACCACGUCCUAUUCUUUCAGAUGCUGAAGAUGAAGAUAUAGCACCUCGUUCACAUACUGUUAAAAUUGAUUUACCAAAACCAAUAUUAGCAACAUGGCAAUUUUAUGUUGUUUUAUUUACAAUUAUUGGAGUAAUGACAAUUGCAUUUUAUGCUUUUUUUAAGUAA